AUGCAUUUGAAUCUAUUGUCGCCAUCUUCGUUGUUCACUUCAGCCAGUCUUUCCCUUCUCUUUCGAGCCACCCAGAUGGCGCAUCGAAUUAUCGCCCAGAUUGUCCUUACGGGCGGCCGAGUCUUCGGGAGAGCCUUUGCAGAAGCCUAUAAACAAGCCCAGGCCUCCUCUCAGUAUGCUAGAGCUGCUUCAAAGAACGAUCCCGGCGCACUGAAUACUGCAGCUUCAUCCGGAAUGACUCUGGAUGAAGCUUGUAAGAUUCUCAAUGUCAAACCUCCCCAAGGCGGUCGCAUGAAUAUGGAACAAGUGAUGGAGCGCUUCAAAAAGUUAUAUGAUUUGAAUGAACCGAAGAAAGGUGGUGGCGGUGGAUCCUUUUACAUCCAGAGCAAAGUUUUACGAGCGAGAGAACGGAUAGAGGCUGAGGCGCGAUCAGCCGAACGGAAAGCGCAAAUGGAAAAAGAGAUCAAAGAAGGUUGGAAGCCCAAAAUGUACAGAGAAUGAUGUCCUGUGCUAACCGUCAACAAGGACGGUGACCACAUACCUCUGCGCCGAUCACCAACUCGAUUUCGACCGACCACUGAAUCUACUCCUCUACUCAUCCUUGACAUAUUUGCAUAGCGCAUGGCGUUGGGCUGGACACAUUAUUUUCAAGAAUUGUACAAUUAAAAAUCGAUUACAAGGAUCAUUCUACAAGCGACCCAAUUGGCAGAAACACUUGGGUGAUUGGUUUCUUGGACCAAGCAGAUGCGAGGUUGAUUGUGCAGACUGAGGCCCGAGAGUUUGUGACAGAAGAAGGCCUAAUGGGACGGAAUUGCGGGUAUGCGUAUCCUUCAGGCGCUCGAUUACAGCCGUUUCGGUCCCAUACAUGCGAUGUAUAAGGGAUGGACUAAAAGGAGAUGGUAUCCGAGGGUCUCUAAAGACGCAUCAUGAGGGCACGAAAGUUUCAAGCCCCGCGAAUACCUGCCUCAUUGUGGGCAAUAUGCUGGGAGAAUUGCUGAAAGAGUAAGGGUUUGUACUCUCUUCUCAUGGUCAAUCUCCCUCGCUCCUAAGAUCAGUUAUAUUAUCUAUCUCAGAUACUCAGGGUGAAAGGAAAUUGGUAAUCCGGCCUGACCACACAAUCAGAAGUCAUAUAUCAAGUACAAUCGAAAGAUCAUACGGCCAAAGAAACCGAAAUCACUUCUGUCUGUGUCCUCAGGUGAUCAGGAAGUUGGUGUCGGCAUGUCGCUCAUGCAAGUCGAGAGCAAGGAACAUCAUUUAGUGAUUGUCAAUAUCAGGUGCUCUCUACUUCACAUCUGCUGUAUUUCUGCUUUUGAACUUGACAAAUUGUCUACGUACCUAGAGAUUGAAGUCUUGACAUUUACCGACCCCAAUCCUCGAGUACCUACAUCAGGUAGAUUAAUGGUGAUAUGGCGACAUGUGGUACCGAAAAAGCGUAGAUAUUAGCGGCAUGUACUGUAUAUGUAUGUAUCAUGCAUGCAAAGAAAGACCAGAUCGUCAACC
Molecule: messenger RNA, 1500 nt
Organism: Exophiala oligosperma
Lineage: Eukaryota; Fungi; Ascomycota; Eurotiomycetes; Chaetothyriales; Herpotrichiellaceae
Exons: 2
Coding region: 1-501 (166 amino acids)
Biological process (GO): protein import into mitochondrial matrix
Cellular component (GO): TIM23 mitochondrial import inner membrane translocase complex
Source: RefSeq, a predicted model, not a curated record